Acipenser ruthenus (sterlet) is the source of this 7579-nucleotide messenger RNA. Its product is annotated as arf-GAP with Rho-GAP domain, ANK repeat and PH domain-containing protein 3-like. Gene Ontology annotation, biological process: signal transduction; positive regulation of GTPase activity. Gene Ontology annotation, molecular function: phosphatidylinositol-3,4,5-trisphosphate binding; GTPase activator activity; protein binding. The transcript has 34 exons. NCBI's taxonomy places the organism in Eukaryota, Metazoa, Chordata, Actinopteri, Acipenseriformes, Acipenseridae. The record is from RefSeq and is a predicted model, not a curated record. The coding region runs from base 284 to 5410 and encodes 1708 amino acids.
CCCUUUAAGGUUUGUGAGACUGUUUCAGCCUGUGGAAAGCCACUUCGAAAGAAACCUUGAUUGUCUGAGACUAAAAUACAGUGGUGUGGGCAUUAACCAGUGACGGGCAUGAAACUUGAGAAAAGCCAAAGGAAUUGACUUUUGUUUGUAAUAUAAAUCUGCAGACAUAUUCAGAGAUUGGAGACAAACGCGCAAGAGAUGAAGGAGACGUGUAAUGCGCACUUGAGUGACCACUUUUGGGUGUACACUUGGUAACCGGGUGGCUCUGAAGAUCUGGGUUGCCAUGGAGACGUCUUCGGAUGAAGACUCCGGGGGUGCUGAUGUUGGGGAGCUGCUUCUGAGCAUUCAUCUGGAGAGGUACCAGGACAGCUUCAGGCAGGGUGGCUUCCACAAGGCUAAAGAUUUCAUCCACCUUGACAAUGAAAUACUCCUCCAGAUGGGGAUAACAGCUACAGGCCACCGGAAACGGAUUUUGAAACUCGCGCAGCAGGUGCCGCAGGGGGAAUUACCGCAAGACGUCGAGCCGUUUUGGGAUGGGCCUCAGCCAGAUCCUGCUCAUGACGAAGCACCUCCAGAGGAACUGGCAUCCCCCUGGGAUCCGAAGGGGCUUCCCAACAACUGCCUUCCAGACAUCCCCGGUGCAACCGCUGAACCACACAGAGAUCCGUCAGGGCCUGUGGAGAAGCCAAUCCCCAAGCCCAGGACGAUUUUCAACAAACCAAAAAUAGAACCUCCAACCGAACCCCCUCAGAAAUGCACUUCAAACUCCUUCAUCGUUCUGGAAGACUUCGCUCCGGGGGAAUCGAGCACUGAUGCUGAGGAGCGUGGCUCUGAACCGGGAGAGGACAGGUUAUCAAACUGUGGCUCGCUGGAGUCCCUAACGAAGGAAGAGCAAUCUGCGGGGAACCUACCUCCAGUUCCUCCUCGAAUCCACAGAGGGAUCCCCCCGGCCAGUUUCACAGGGCAGGGCUCCCCUGGCAGAGAAGAACAGGACAAGCUCAGCACCCCACCUCUCUCAUCCUCCCCCGGCUCCUGCUGCAGCUUCGGGGAGGGGGCCGGCUCCACCUCGCCCACCCCCCUAUAUCCAGGAAUGGAAAUGAUCUCCAAUGAGAUUUACUCAGGCCUCAGCCAGAUGGGAGUUACAGCGAGUGCGCUGGAGAUGCGCAGGAACAGACCCGUCCCACUGCCCCCAGCUAGACUGGAAUCCAGCUCAUCCCUGGAGAAGUCCAGCACUUUAAAAAGCAGUGCAGGGGAAUCCUCGUCGGUACCUGUGCCUACCAAGAGAAUCCUGGUUCACCAGGAGGAAGUGAUCAGCCCAUACUGUGAAACUGUGUUCCAGAGAGACAGACCUAAUCGGGAACAAAAGGCUACUCGAGCUCAGACUGAGGGGACUGGACACUGCAAACAGGAUGAUGAGGUGGAUUCUGGACGGAGAGCUCUCUUGAAGGAACGGCAGAUUUCCCAAAUCCUCCUCAGCGAGUCGGAAGGCUACUCCACGGUGGGGGAGCACCAUGCGCCCAGCCAUAGCUUCUCUCUCCCCCCAGACAUGUACGGUGACGAGAUCGGAGACGACCUGACCAUCUCCCCCUACGCCAGCUUCACCUCUCUCCCCGACAGGGCCCAGCCCAUCAUCAGUGGCUGGCUGGAAAAGCUGUCCCCCCAGGGGAACUAUGUAUUCCAGAAACGCUUUGUCAAGUUUGAUGGGAAGAAUCUGAUGUACUUCAGCAACGACAAGGAAGUUUACCCUAAAGGAGUGAUCCCUCUGGCAGCCAUCCAGAUGGCUCGCACAGCGAAGGACAAUAAGUUUGAGAUCGUCACAAGCCAAAGGACGUUUGUGUUCCGCGCCGACACUGAAGCACAGCGGAAUGAGUGGUCCAGCACACUGCAGAACAGAGUCAAGGAUCAGCUGGUCUUCUCCAGGCCUCGGUUCGGGCCGGGCAGCCACUGCCAGAAGAGUGGCUACCUGGAGCUGAAGGGAACCAAGUCCAAGAUCUACGUGGCCAUCAACACUGACCAAGUGUGGCUGCACAAGAAUGAGCAGGGUUUUAAAAAUGGAAUUGGAAUAACUUUGAUCGACGUCCGCGGUUCAACGAUCAGGGACAACAAAAGCAAGAGCUUUGAGCUGAUAUCCCCCUUUAAAGUGUUCAGCUUCACGGCGGAGUCAGAGCGGGAGAAGAAGGAGUGGAUGGAGGCUUUGCAGGAGUCCAUCGCAGAGACCCUCUCCGAUUACGAGGUGGCUGAGAAGAUCUGGUCCAACCGCUCCAACAGGGCCUGUGCAGACUGCAAGGCCUACAAUCCAGACUGGGCCUCCAUCAACCUCUGCGUGAUCAUCUGCAAGAACUGUGCAGGUCAGCACAGAGGACUGGGCACCACCAUUUCUAAAGUUCAGAGCCUGAAACUGGAUACGAGUGUGUGGAGCAAUGAAAUAGUCCAGCUCUUCAUUAUGCUGGGGAAUGAGAAGGCCAAUGCGUUCUGGGCGGCCCGGCUCCCGUCUGGGGAUGAGAUGGACCCUGAUGCCCCUCCGGACCAGCGCAGAGAAUUCAUCGGGCUCAAGUACAGGGACGGGAAGUACCGGCGCCCUCACCCCCACUUCAACACGCAGGAGGAGCUGCUCAAGGCACUGUGCGCAGCGACUGUGGAGCAGAAUCUCCUCAAAACAGUGACUCAGAUCUUCUCGGAGGCGGAGGCGGCUGAUGUAACAGACACAAACGGAUAUGACAAUUCCAGGAACUUGUACGAAACACACCGUAACUGCUCAGAUCUCAGCUCGUCGGAUGACUGCGGCUCAGGAAGUGUGUACGAUGAGAUCAUGCAGCCUGUGUUGCAUUCUGGGUACCUCUACAAGUCGGCAUCCACCAGCAAAGGGACAACAGGAAAGAAACCCAGAGAAGAGUUCCAGAAGCAGUGGUGCUCUUUGGAACGGUCCCUGCUCUUCUAUGAGACUGACAAGAGCACCGAGCCCAGCAUGAAGAUCGAGCUUAAAGACAUCAUCUGUUUAGGAGUCACCCGGCUGGGGUCACUGACCAGCCCUGGCCCUUUUGACAGAUUCAGAUACACUUUUGAGCUUUACUUAUCCUCAGAGAAGCUGUACCAGUUUGGAGUUGAGUGUCCCGAGACUCUACACAGCUGGACGAGUGCCUUAGGAAAGGCGUGCACCCCGCUCAGCUGUCACUGUCUGUUGGGCCGUGAGUUUGAGCGUGUGGGCCGGCUCCGCUACAAGGCCAUGCUGGACCCCGAGCAGUGGAAGGAGGGCUACUUCGUGCUGCAGAAAUCCAACCUGUUCAUCUGCCCUGGGAGCGAUGGGGCCGCGGAGGACAGCAUCAACCUCAAGAGGCUGCAGGAACUCAGUGUUACCUCUCAGAAUGAGAACAAUGAGAAGAAGGACAUUCUGGUGCUGGUUGAAAUGGGAAGGACUCUGUACCUCCAGAGCAUGGCGCGGAUGGAUUUCUCCAUGUGGUAUGCGGACAUCCAGACCGCUGCGGGAGGGAAGGGGAAUGCACUCCGAGACCAGCAGCUCAGCAGGAACGGCAUCCCCAUCAUAGUGGACAGCUGCAUAUCCUUCCUCACCCAGUACGGCCUGAGGCACGAGGGGAUCUACAGGAAGAACGGAGCCAAGUCUCGGAUCAAGCUGCUGAUGGAGGAGUUCCGCAGAGACGCACGCAACGUCAAGCUGCGCAUGGGGGACAACUUCAUCGAGGACGUGACCGACGUGCUCAAGAGGUUCUUCAGGGAAAUCGACGACCCUGUCUUCAUGGCGGACCUGCACCACCUGUGGCAGGAAGCUGCAGUGAUCAGCGAGAAGCUGCAGCGCCUGGAACGCUACAAGAAGCUGAUCUGCAGCCUGCCUCGAGUCAAUAGGACCACGCUGGCCGCUCUCAUCGGACACCUCUACAGGGUGCAGAAGUGUGCGGACUUGAACCAGAUGUGCACGAAGAACCUGUCACUGCUGUUCGCUCCCAGUCUCUUCCAGACCGACGGGAAAGGGGAGCACGAGGUGAAGAUCAUCGAGGACCUCAUCGACAAUUACCUCCAUGUCUUCGACAUUGAUGAGGAACAGCUGACACAGAUCGAACUGGAGCUCAGUCUGAUCACAACCUGGAAAGACGUGCAGCUGUCCCAGGCAGGCGACCUGAUCAUCGAGGUGUACUUGGAGAAGAAGCUUCCUGAUUGCUGCAUCACCCUCAAAGUUUCCCCUAUGAUGUCUGCGGAGGAGCUGACCAAUCAGGUUUUAUACAUGAGGAACAUCCCAGCCGGGGAUAAAGACAUCUGGCUGACAUUUGAAGCCAUCGAGACCAGUGAAUUGGAACGACCCCUCCACCCCAAGGAGAAGGUUCUGGAACAGGCCCUGCAGUGGUGCAAACUGCCUGAGCCCAGCUCAGCCUACCUGGUGGUAAAGAAGAUUCCUAAUGGACAAGCCAUCGAAAUCUUCACUGGGUUCCAGAGUGAGAUUGUGAAGAUCGGGGGGCUGAAGUGCCGGGAGGAGCCGCCCAAACUGCUGCAGGGAAACAAGUUCCAGGAGCGCAUCUUCCAGAUCCGCGAUCGCAAGCUUCUGCUGCUCAAGGACAAGAAGAGUAAUAAACCCGAGAAGGAGUGGCCACUGAAAACCCUGAAGGUUUACCUGGGAAUUCGGAAGAAACUGAAAGCCCCGACACAGUGGGGAUUCACUGUGUUCAUGGACAAACAGCAGCUGUAUCUGUGUUGUUCUGGAGAGUCUGAGAUGUGGGACUGGAUGACAAAUAUCCUCAAGGCUCAGCACGAUGACCUUCGACCUGCAGUUCUGCGGCGGCACUCCUCCUCUGACCUCUCCAAGCAGAACUUUGGGACGAUGCCCCUGGUCUCCAUUCGUGGAGAUGAGAGCAACAACACCAUGUUGUCAGCCAAUCAGACACUGCGAAAGCUACAUGCUAGAAGGACGCUCUCCAUGUUCUUUCCAAUGAAGAUGCAGCAGGACUCGUUCGAGGAGCAGCCCUCGAGCACCGAGCCGCUGUACGAGGAGGUGGGAGACUUCGGACUCCAGGUGCUCAAGUCUCUGCAGACCAGCUUCCUCUCGGAACCCUCGGAGGUGAAGACCCUGCCUCUCAGCAGGCCGGCCAGCCAGGAUUAUAGGAAGACCGGCUCCCUGGACCGGAUGAUCGGCCCCAACCCCGUCAGGACGCUGUGCGUUGAGGGGUCCCGAGGCCUCUCCCAGUCUGCGUCUCUGGAGAGGCUCAGGAGCCCAGACCACAUGGAGCCGCUCAUACUGGAAGACUCCUGCACCACCGACCCAGAGGGGCCCGUCAGGCCUUACCCAAAAAAGACGGCCCUAAGCACCCCUUCCCAGGACAAGCUGCUGCAGGAGCUGGCCAAUGUGUUUAUGAAGAAAGGCGAGACCGGGAAUGCAGCUAGCCAGGGUGGACAGAACAUCCUUUAGGAUUAUAGAGUCAGAGCAGUCAUUAGGGUUGUAUUUGUGGGGUUCAGAGCUGUGCAGAUUGUGCGGCUCUAUAGCCACUGAUAUGUGUGUUUAAAUGGGGAAGUGUUCAAUGGGAGAGCUGCUGGACAUGCUGAAAAGGUUGAGAUUAGCCUUCUCCCAGCCUUUGUUGGUCAGCCUCCAACUUUGUUGCCCCUCAUCACUGUCCAGCAAUUCCACGCAGGAACAGUGGAUUUAAAUGCUGUUUCUGGGUGUUCAGCAGGGAGUGUUCUAGCAUCGUAGCAUCCCUGCUGUUGCCAGGAGUUUUAAUAUGAAGAAAUAAUUGAUAACCCGUUCUGUGACACACACAUGCAUACUUUACUUGCUCACAUACAGAUGUAUUGCUCACGAUUACAUUAAAAGACAACCAGAAUCCAAGUCUAACUCAAACAUAUGAAACACAGACAGAGCAUCAUGUAAAUCCUAAGUAAGGUAAACUUUAUAGUGCUGGUGAUUUAACCCUUUAUGUUGCUUGUAAAAAUUGUGGUGCUAGAAGUCUAGCCUUUUGAGUUCUUGCAAUAACUUUGCAAGAACUCAAAUCUAGACAAAGCAACACACGUUUUCAUUUUGCAAACUGCACUUAUGCAUGCUUUGUGUAAAAACAAAACAAAAAAACCCCAAAAACAUGUAUGUAUUUUAAAUGUUGUCCUGAAUAUUCUUUACUGAAAUAACACUGGUAUCUAGAAGUAACACAGUUUGUCGUCGUAUUAAACGGUGCCAUUUAAAAAUUGUGAGUUAACCACUUCUGUCUCCAUUAUGAGUCAGACAACAGUAAUUGCAGUUAUUUACACUAAAACCAGUAUUUGAGCACAGUUACUGUUCUGCUUUAUCCUGAGCUAUGCCAUCUUGAUUUAUCCAGACAGACUGCAGACCCAUCCAACUAUCAUGGGUGCCCGACAGCUUCUCUAGCCAACAUCCACCACUAGGUGUCACUGUGGGGCAAGCAGUUUGAAAGUGGUUCAAGAUUAAGGGGUUAAACUGAAGUAAUGUUCGUGCAAACACAAUCUUGUUUAGAAGAAAACAAAAAGGUUAUUUGAAGACCAAGUGGGUCUCAUCACACAGCCAGCGAUGCACUUUACUUAACGUUAGGCCAACUGGAUACAGAAAAACAAACACACUUUUUCAGUUUUAAGAACAAAGCUCCACUUUGUUCUUAAAACUGAUAAAGGUCAAAGGAAGUUGGGUAGCAAAAUAAGGCAUGUCUGUUUUAACCUGCAACUUUGUCACUUUGUAGUACUUUGGUAUUAUGAGAUUACUAUGUGUGAAGAAAUAACCGGAAAUGUCCUAGUGAAUACCAAGCAUGGUGAAUCAAGUACAACUGUGGCCAACAGUUUUGCAUCACAUAGAAUUUUAGGAUUGAGACAUAAUUAAAUCUAUAUAUGAACAGGGAGUAUUAGGGAGUUUUGUAUUAUUCUUGCUUUCCACACCUCAUAGUGUCACUUGAGCAUCUUCUCUGGCUGCUGCCACCUAGACUUCCAUUUAUCAACUUAUUUAUAGGAAUUUCUAGCGCUAACCUUGCUGUUCUGUUAUAUUUUAAAGUGUUGGUCUUUUACAACAUGUUGCUACUGUCUUUUUUUUAAAUAUACGAUGUAGGAAUUCUUCAUUUUAGUAUGUGUCGUGUAACUGUGUUUUUUCACAGUAACUGUAAAUAUUGUAAAGGUGUUUAUGUCUGUGUUUUCUUUUUUUUAAUGCUGUGUUCAUUUACUGAGGCAUAUUUUAAGACCAAAUAUUUGAAAUCUGUUAAGAAUGAAGGAUUUGCAAAAGAACAUUUGUUACAUGUUAAUAUCUUAUUAAAUUAAUGUUUUUUUUUUGUUAUGUACCAUAGCUUUCUGAUUUUUAUUUUUUUCCCACUAGCUCAGCUAACCACAUUUCUAGCUGAAGUGCAGCAGAAAUGUGGAGCAGUGUGGAGUAGUGGUUAGGGCUCUGGACUCUUGACCGGAGGGUCGUGGGUUCAAUCCCUGGUGGGGACACUGCUGCUGUACCCUUGAGCAAGGUACUUUACCUAGAUUGCUCCAGUAAAAACCCAACUGUAUAAAUGGAUAAUUGUAUGUAAAAAUAAUGUGAUAUCUUGUAACAAUUGUAAGUCGCCCUGGAUAAGGGCGUCAGCUAAGAAAUAAAUAAUAAUAAUAAUAA